Molecule: messenger RNA, 3362 nt
Organism: Peromyscus maniculatus bairdii (prairie deer mouse)
Lineage: Eukaryota; Metazoa; Chordata; Mammalia; Rodentia; Cricetidae
Gene: Dapk2
Product: death associated protein kinase 2
Biological process (GO): positive regulation of apoptotic process; intracellular signal transduction; protein phosphorylation
Cellular component (GO): cytoplasm; nucleus
Molecular function (GO): protein serine/threonine kinase activity; ATP binding
Source: RefSeq, a predicted model, not a curated record
UGCGGAAGUCAGAGGAAAGCUUGCGGAAGUCACCUCUCUUCUUCUACCAUGUGGGUCUCGGGGAUUGAACUCUGCUCGUCAGAGUUUAUCAGGUGCGGCCAGUUUGCCAUCGUGAAGAAGUGCCGGGAGAAGAGCACAGGUCUGGAGUAUGCAGCCAAGUUCAUCAAGAAGAGGCAGAGCCGGGCCAGCCGUCGGGGCGUGUGCCGGGAGGAGAUCGAGCGGGAGGUGAGCAUCCUGCGGCAGGUGCUGCACCCCAACAUCAUCACGCUGCACGACGUCUAUGAGAACCGCACCGACGUGGUGCUCAUCCUCGAGCUAGUGUCCGGAGGAGAACUGUUCGAUUUCCUGGCCCAGAAGGAGUCGUUAAGUGAGGAGGAGGCCACCAGCUUCAUUAAACAGAUCCUGGACGGGGUGAACUACCUUCACACAAAGAAAAUUGCCCACUUUGAUCUCAAGCCAGAAAACAUCAUGUUGUUAGACAAGACCAUCCCCAUCCCACACAUCAAGCUGAUUGACUUUGGCCUGGCUCAUGAAAUAGAAGACGGAGUUGAGUUUAAAAACAUUUUUGGAACACCCGAAUUCGUUGCUCCAGAAAUCGUGAACUAUGAGCCACUGGGACUGGAGGCCGACAUGUGGAGCAUCGGCGUCAUCACCUACAUCCUACUAAGUGGAGCGUCCCCCUUCCUGGGAGACACGAAGCAAGAAACACUGGCAAACAUCACAGCUGUGAGUUACGACUUCGAUGAGGAGUUCUUCAGCCAGACAAGCGAACUGGCCAAGGACUUCAUUCGGAAGCUUCUUGUGAAAGAGACCCGGAAGCGGCUGACCAUCCAAGAGGCUCUCAGACAUCCCUGGAUCAUGUCAAAAGCAGAAGCCAGAGCCCCUGAGCAGUGGAAGACACAACCUGCCCAGCUGAAGACCAAACGCCUGAGAGAGUAUACCCUCAAAUGCCACUCAAGCAUGCCCCCCAACAACACUUACGUCAACUUUGAGCGCUUUGCCCAUGUGGUAGAGGAUGUGGCUCGGGUGGACAAGGGAUGCCAUGCCCUAGCGGGAGCCCAUGACACCCUGCAGGAUGAUGUGGAGGCCUUGGUCGCUAUCUACAACGAGAAGGAGGCUUGGUACCGAGAGGAGAACGAGAAUGCCCGCCAUAACCUGUCCCAGCUCAAGUAUGAGUUCCGUAAGGUGGAGUCCCUGAAGAAGCUCCUGAGAGAAGACAUCCGGACCACAGGGGCCAGCCUCGGAGGCAUGGCCAGGAAGCUAGACCAUCUGCAGGUGCAGUUUGAGGCUCUGAGGCAGCAACUCUCGGCCGACAUCCAGCGGAUGCAGGAACUGGUGGGCAGCUCCCAGCUGGAGCGUGGGAACACGGAUGGUUACGGUCUGGGCUCCAUGUUCCACCAGGACACCAGUGAGUCCCUGUCGGAGCUGCUCAAGAGAUCGCACACAGAGGAAAUCCUGGCCGGCUUGAAGCUCUGAGCGCCAGAGUCUAGUCAGUAGUGCGUUCCCAGUGCUUUGCAGAAGCAUGCUGUCUUCUACUCUACUGGGGCGUCCCACCGGAAUUAUCCUGCAGAGUGUGCAUGCAUUCUUCUACUCCCUCUAGAGUUUCCCAGCCACCGAGGUGCUAGUUAGUGAUUUACUUUGCACUCCUUCACCAGCCUGGUUUUCUGAGGGGGCGCUGACACAGCAAGCUGAGCUGUGGAAACAAUUAGAAAAUACAUCCCCGCAGCAUGCCCUUCUCCAGGGGGUAUCUGCCAGCCCCCAGGAGAUACUUGAUAACUCAGUAAUGAUGACAGACUGGCUCACCUCUCAGGUUCCGUCCGCAUGCCUUGAGUGCAGAUCUUGGGUAAUGAUCGACAUAACUAAGAAUAACUUAGUCGGCAGGUUGCUUUCCUGUUACAGAGUCGGGAUUUUAAAAUAUACAGAGAAAUAUUAACUUUCUUUUAGAUUGUCUUCUCACUCAUCAAGUCUUUAUGUCUGUGACCUUAUUAAAUUUGUAAAGCACUCUGUGAGAUAAGAGGCUGGGAUAUAGCUCAGUUUCUAGAAUGCUUGCCUAGCAUCUGCAGAACCCUGGACUGUAUCCCUAGCAUAGCAUAAACUGAGCUUGGUGGUACACACCUCUAUCUGGUACUUAAGAGGAGGAGUCAGAAGGAUUGGACAAUUAGAGUUAUUUCUGGCUAUGCAUUGUGUUUGAGUUAAAGGCCAGCCUGGGAUAUAUGGGACCCUGUCUUGGGGUGGGGUGCAGCUCUGUGAGCUGAGAAAGUGAAUGACAGUAUUUUUACUAUUCAUUUCUCUGUAGCCAAUGAAAAAAUUGACUCAGAGAAGGAGAAUGAGUUAGAAUCAUUCAUAACCUGUUUGAAACCCAUGUUUGAGGCAAGGUAUGGAAGAAGUUUCGUGAGGCUUAGCUGUAAAUAUCCAUCUUAAUAGUAAAGUCAUGAUCCCAGAGGCUAAGGGGUCAACUUUACAUUGAAAAUGAAGAUGAGAGGCAGACAACAAGGUGUUUAUUCAUAUCUUCUGGGCCAUGGGCCCUUAAGUGUGGGAAACCUCAGAGAGCUUUGGGAAGCACAAGGCUCAUUGGUCUCUUCUAGCACCAAAACUUUGAGCAUCAGGAGGUUUGUGUGAUGUCAUCUCCCUCUCCUAGGAGGAAGGCCCAUCAGUACAUCCAUGCAGACAGCACAUAGAAUAUGGCCCCUGAACCCCACAUGAUGCUAGGAGCUUGGGACUGGGGACAAACUGUGUUGUUUCAAGUACCUCCACAGCCUUGCAAAACACCCAUAGUAUUUUUAUUAAAUAUCAUUCUCAGGUUAGUGAGAAAACAAAGAAUGUGACUUGUCCUGGGUCAUCAUAAGGUUAGUGAUAAAAGUGGGAGCCUUCUGAUGAUUCCGUAGCUCUUUCUGACUCCCUUAACUGCUUGGACUCUAGGAACUUAUGCUCUGCUUAAGGAGAUGGGUGAUACCCAAGUUCAUCCAUCCCUUCAGACAUAGUUAGCAGGCACCUGCCAGUUUCCAAAUAGCUGACUUGAGUCCGGGGAUGUGGUGUCAAGUAAUAUCAAGCUGGUUUUCUGCUUCCCUGGAGUUCUCAGUUGAGUGAUAGUUUCUAGCAUUAAUCAAGAAUUCCAUAACUGCAGAACUACAGCUGGUUCCCAUGUUGUGAAAGAGAAGUAGGUAGCACUGCAAGGCCUACAGUCAGACAGACAGACAGACAGACACAGACAGACAGACAGACAGACAGACACAGACAGAGACAGAGACAGAGUGGAGUUGAUCUGCUCAGGGCAUGUAUGGAGGACACUGGGGCUGUGGUCAGCUAAGGAAACCAAGGAGAGAGGUGUCCCCCAUAGGGCCAUCAUAUCAGUGUCCUGUGGU